AUCGCGACACGAUCGAAAAGGCGCGCAGGGUGAAUGAUGGUGAAAUGAGGAGCAAAAGUUAAAUCGCGUUCGAACUCGCGAAGGUUGAUUUCAAAUUGUGGGUAGCUGUCGUGCCUGCGUAUGAGCGUUAGUGAGUCGGGUAUGGCUGAUGAGCGCGUAUUCGUAUUGUAUUGAGUGCGGUGUAAACAAGGGUUUCGCGUACUCACGUCUCGAGGCAAAACGAGCCAACCGCGGCCGCGUAGGUUAUACUUGUUACGAUAACUGCAAAUUAUAGUUGGUCGUCGGACUGAAGUUUUAGCCGCCUCGCUGAAAUGGGUUCAUCUUCACGUGCGUCGUCAGUAGAAUUAGAGAUUAUGGAGGACGACGACGAGCUGCUCGACGAAGUACUGUGUAUGAACAAUGAGUCCGAGCGAAAUAGCACGAAGAAAAAGGAAGGCAAUGCUUGGUGCGAUGACGUGGAGAAUGCAGAAGACGUUCAUGGGAACGACAAGGACAAUGGGAGUUCAAGCGUGCGGUGUGACAACAUUCGGAUGGAACAUGAAAGCGGUCCGAACAACAUUAAGUAUAAAAACAAUGUGAGGAACAAGCCAGAGGAUUUGUAUACUUUGCGCAAGAGAACGAGGCAGGACAGUGCAGAUCAUGAGCAUGUCAAGAUUUCUCGCAACAGACGCUACUCCAGUGACUCCAGCACAACCACAAAUUCCUCGGAAAAUGACAAGAGGCAUAUAGAAUACGAGACAGAUCCAGUCGUGCUGGCACGUAGGCAAAAAGAGAUUGAUUAUGGGAAAAACACUAUUGGAUAUGACAGAUAUAUCCAGCUGAUUCCCAAGGAGAUGCGUACGCGAGAACAUCCAAGAACACCACCAAAAUAUAUAAAAUAUAGUAGAAGGGGCUGGGACGGUAUGGUGAAAUUAUGGCGGAAACAACUUCACUCUUGGGAUCCUCCUCAGGAAAAUGAUAAGGCUGAUUAGGCUAAAGCUCAUUUCAUCAUUCCGUUCGAAAUACUGCCAAUAUUAUUUCUUUUAAUUUAUAUUGAAAUUGUAUUGUGUUAAUGCCUCUUAUUUUGUUUAUUGCGCAUUGCAUUGCAUCUCUUUUUGAAUCAAUUUUACGAUAUAUUUAUAAGUAAUUUAUAAACAAUUAUAUAAUAUAGAAAUAACAGUGAUUUCUGUUCUGUUCUCUUAUGUAAUUUCAUAAUCGCAUUUUAGAAAGCUUAGUUACAUAAGUAAUUUUGUACAAAUACAAUAUAUAUUUAUAUUAAAUGUC
This is a messenger RNA of Monomorium pharaonis (pharaoh ant), 1263 nucleotides long. It is a transcript of the gene Slbp, whose product is annotated as histone RNA hairpin-binding protein. Bases 312 to 971 code for a protein of 219 amino acids. Gene Ontology annotation, cellular component: histone pre-mRNA 3'end processing complex; cytoplasm. Gene Ontology annotation, biological process: mRNA transport; mRNA 3'-end processing by stem-loop binding and cleavage. Gene Ontology annotation, molecular function: histone pre-mRNA stem-loop binding; mRNA binding. The record is from RefSeq and is a predicted model, not a curated record. Lineage: Eukaryota; Metazoa; Arthropoda; Insecta; Hymenoptera; Formicidae. The transcript has 3 exons.